AUGUGGAAGCGCGGGCGACCCGAAACCGACUACGAACGAUGGCAGCGGGAGCAGGACCAGAGCUACCAGCCCGGCGAACAACCAGAAUAUGGACCGAGUUACCGCGAAUCUUACAACCAUAGACUCCCAGACGAAUAUCGGAAGGAUAAUUAUGUGUUAGACGGAGGUGGCGAGUUCCGCCAUGGACAACAAUAUGUCGAGGACAGGCCCACAUCGCACGGCCAUUUUGUAUCCUCUCAGGCCCCAGGAAAGCCCAUCGCAAGCGAGGAUAGCAUCAUAUCUACUGCCAGAAAGGCUUUACAUCUUGGCAAUGAGACCUUUAUGGGUAUGAAGUCAAUCAAACGAGGCCGUCGCCAUCGCACUCUUCCACGGUCGGACAGACCAUGUCUCGAAGACAAGAGAUGA
Aspergillus pseudoviridinutans is the source of this 405-nucleotide messenger RNA. RefSeq lists its product as uncharacterized. The transcript is spliced from 2 exons. The record is from RefSeq and is a predicted model, not a curated record. The coding region runs from base 1 to 405 and encodes 134 amino acids. Lineage: Eukaryota; Fungi; Ascomycota; Eurotiomycetes; Eurotiales; Aspergillaceae.